Messenger RNA from Dendroctonus ponderosae (mountain pine beetle), 461 nucleotides. Its product is annotated as odorant receptor Or2-like. NCBI's taxonomy places the organism in Eukaryota, Metazoa, Arthropoda, Insecta, Coleoptera, Curculionidae. Gene Ontology annotation, biological process: sensory perception of smell; detection of chemical stimulus involved in sensory perception of smell. Gene Ontology annotation, cellular component: plasma membrane. Gene Ontology annotation, molecular function: odorant binding; olfactory receptor activity. The transcript is spliced from 4 exons. The record is from RefSeq and is a predicted model, not a curated record. Bases 84 to 461 code for a protein of 125 amino acids.
ACUGGCGAAUAGCAAAAUGAUCAACUCAACGAGUUUUUCCUUGCAGCUUCGUUAAGGCCUUAAACGACAACACCAAAUACGUGAUGUUAUUAGAAUUCCUGCUGAAUUCGGUCGGUUUAGCUGCCGGAAUAAUUCAGUUGGUUGUGAAAACCACAACUGGUGGCUUUGUGGCAUUUCUGACCAUCGUCAUCUUAUUGUUGUCGCAAAUUUUUAUUCUAUCAUGGAGCGCCAACGAAAUUUCUUUGGAGAGCUCAAAGAUAUCAGACGCAAUUUUCGAGAGCAAUUGGGAGGAUUAUAGCCAACGAAUCAAGGCGUAUUUUAUUACAAUGAGCAUGGGCGCCCGGAAGCCUUUAGGACUGACUGCUGGUCCAUUUUUUCAAAUGAGCACGAAUACAGCUAUCAGUACGGUCAAAGUGGCCUACACUUAUUUAUCGUUGAUGCUGCAAAAUUUUGAAGUGUAA